AUGGCCCGCAUCCUGAUCACUGGUUCCACCGAUGGCUUUGGCCUCGAGGCUGCCCGUCAGCUCGUUGAUCGCAAACACACCGUCUACCUCCAUGCGCGAAGCCAAGAGCGCGCAGAGGAGGUCAAGACCAAGUGCCCCGGAGCCGCCGGUGUGCUGGUCGCAGACUUGACAAGCGUGGCUGAGACGCGCAAAUUGGCCGAGGAGGCAAACGCGAUUGGCACCUUCGACGCCAUCAUUCUUAACGCCGGAAUGCUUUACGGCCCGUUCCGCAAGACAGAUUAUGGCGUGCCAGCCAUGCCUUUCGUGAAUGUGCUCGCUCCCUAUAUUCUCUCUUGUCUCCUCAAACAACCUAAGCGUCUAAUCUUCAUCGCUUCUAUUCUUCACAAGGAAGCCAAGACGGACCUGAAGGAUAUCUUCUGGUUAGAGCGCGGGGAGAAGGAGUUCCAGGAUUUCCCCGCAUACUGCGACUCGAAGUUCCACGUUAUGCUUCUUGCAAAUGCGGUGGCUAAGCGAUUCAAGGGAACUUCUGUCACUUCUGUGCAUCCAGGAUAUGUUGCUACUAAGCUUGGUGGCUCAGGUGCCACCGAUAAGAUGGAGGAUGGUGUUGAGACAUAUGUUAUGCUCGCCGAAGGUGAUUACGAUCAGAGUCUCACAGGCGUCUACUUUGUACCUAAAAAGCAGAUCGGCGAGCCUCUUCCCGAGACAACCCAGGAGGAUCUCCAGGAGACUGUCGUCAAGGCUUGUGAGGAUAUCACCGGUAUUAAGCUCCCAGCUUAA
Penicillium mononematosum is the source of this 777-nucleotide messenger RNA. RefSeq lists its product as uncharacterized. Bases 1 to 777 code for a protein of 258 amino acids. The transcript has a single exon. The record is from RefSeq and is a predicted model, not a curated record. NCBI's taxonomy places the organism in Eukaryota, Fungi, Ascomycota, Eurotiomycetes, Eurotiales, Aspergillaceae.